AACCUCACAAAAGUCUUCUUUGCAGCCACUGAUCUGUCUCUUCCAGGUGAUUUGAGCUUAGUGUUGUUUCUUGUUCGGUUAAGCAAUCCGUAAAGAUGCAGAACGAAGAGGGUCAAAACAUGGAUCUUUAUAUCCCCAGGAAAUGUUCUGCCACUACAAGGCUUAUCACCUCCAAGGAUCAUGCCUCUGUACAGAUGAACAUUGGACACUUGGAUGAGCUUGGGAGAUACACUGGCUCAUACUCCACUUUUGCUCUUUGUGGCUUUGUCCGGGCCCAGCUGCUGAUUGAUUUGACUCAGCAGGGUGAUGCUGACAGUGCCGUCGACAGGCUCUGGCAGAAGAAGAAAGUUGAAGUCGACAGCAGUAAUAGGCUGUCUAUGAACUUGGGAGGGAAAUGUGUUAGUUUGAACUAUUAUGUAGUAGUUUGUUUUGGUGGAUUAUGUUGAAGUUGAUUUCGUUGAAACAGAUGUGUUCUCCACAUAUUUGUUUUCUCUUGGUUAUCAGAGUUUAAAUUUUGUUAAA
Theobroma umbraticum is the source of this 522-nucleotide messenger RNA. Its product is annotated as Ribosomal protein S21e. Gene Ontology annotation, biological process: translation. Gene Ontology annotation, molecular function: structural constituent of ribosome. Gene Ontology annotation, cellular component: ribosome. Lineage: Eukaryota; Viridiplantae; Streptophyta; Magnoliopsida; Malvales; Malvaceae. The record is from RefSeq and is a predicted model, not a curated record.